This is a messenger RNA of Alnus glutinosa, 1314 nucleotides long. RefSeq names its product peroxidase 3. The record is from RefSeq and is a predicted model, not a curated record. Gene Ontology annotation, molecular function: heme binding; peroxidase activity. Lineage: Eukaryota; Viridiplantae; Streptophyta; Magnoliopsida; Fagales; Betulaceae. Bases 76 to 1056 code for a protein of 326 amino acids. Gene Ontology annotation, cellular component: plasmodesma; plant-type cell wall. Gene Ontology annotation, biological process: hydrogen peroxide catabolic process; response to oxidative stress. The transcript is spliced from 4 exons.
GGAAUCAACAGUACAUUGAUUUUGCUUCCUCCAAAAGAAGUGACACUGUCAUAACAUCUUUUCCUUACACAGAAAAUGGGGGGGAUAAGUUGUUUUACAAUUAUAAUCCUUGGCAUUUUAGGAUUUGUAGGCUCAACAGAGGCUCAACUGCAGUUGGGUUUUUAUUCUAAGAGCUGCCCCAAAGCGGAGAAGAUUGUUCAGGACUUUGUUCACCAGCACAUCCAUAAUGCUCCAUCAUUGGCAGCUGCCCUCAUCAGAAUGCACUUCCAUGACUGCUUUGUCAGGGGUUGUGAUGGAUCUGUGCUUGUGAACUCAACGUCGAACAACCAAGCAGAAAAGGAAGCUAUUCCAAAUCAAACUCUCAGAGGUUUUGACUUCAUUGACAGAGUUAAGAGCCUCCUUGAGGCUGAAUGUCCAGGAAUAGUCUCUUGUGCAGAUACUCUUGCUUUGGUUGCAAGAGAUUCUAUUGUUGCAACAGGAGGUCCAUUUUGGAGUGUUCCAACUGGUCGAAGAGAUGGGACAAUCUCUAAUUCCUCAGAAGCCUUGGCUGACAUCCCUCCUCCAACAAGCAACUUCACUACUCUCCAAACACUAUUUGCCAACAAUGGUCUUGAUUUGACAGACUUGGUUUUGCUCUCUGGUGCUCACACCAUUGGUGUCGCUCACUGUUCUUCCUUUUCCAACCGACUGUACAAUUUCACUGGUGUCGGUGAUGAGGACCCAGCUCUAGACAGUGAAUAUGCUGCCAAUCUCAAGGCAAGAAAGUGCAAAACACCUAAUGAUAACACAACCCACGUUGAGAUGGACCCUGGAAGCCGCAGGACAUUCGACCUCAGCUACUACUCUCUCCUGCUAAAGCGACGGGGCCUCUUCCAAUCGGAUGCUGCCUUGACCACCAACCCGACAACCAAGUCCUUUGUCACCCAACUGCUUCAAGGGCCACUUCAGAAUUUCUUUGCUGAAUUUGCAAAGUCUAUGGAGAAAAUGGGUCGGGUAAAUGUUAAGACUGGAUCAACGGGUCAAAUUAGAAAACACUGUGCCGUGGUGAAUAGUUAAUUUUUUCUUUUUCUUUUUGUUUUUUGUUGGGUUAAUAAGUUAAAUUCCUUGGUUAUGUACGUAUGUAUAAUGUAUCAUCGUAGCAUCAAAUUCGGCGUCGUUUUAUUUUAUCUGUUGUGUGCUAGUGAGAAUAAAUGGGCCGGGCUUCGUUCUAGUGUUCCUUUCUUCAAUUUGUCUGUUGUUUCUUGGGAUGAAACCGAAUUUGUUGAGAGAAAAAAUGUAAUGAAUAAUUAUGAUGGAACUAGCUUCACUGUGAAA